This is a messenger RNA of Colletotrichum orchidophilum, 897 nucleotides long. RefSeq names its product RNA recognition domain-containing protein. Gene Ontology annotation, cellular component: cytoplasm; eukaryotic translation initiation factor 3 complex. The record is from RefSeq and is a predicted model, not a curated record. The transcript is spliced from 3 exons. Lineage: Eukaryota; Fungi; Ascomycota; Sordariomycetes; Glomerellales; Glomerellaceae. Gene Ontology annotation, molecular function: RNA binding; translation initiation factor activity. The coding region runs from base 1 to 897 and encodes 298 amino acids.
AUGGCUACGCCCAAGACCAAGCACGACUGGGCCGACGACGAAGACGUCGAGGAGACGUCGACCGAGCUCCCCGCGCCCCAGACCAUCAGCAACAAGGACGGCACCAAGACCAUCAUCACCUUCCGCUACAAUGACCAGGGCAAAAAGGUCAAGAUGACCCGCCGCAUCCGCUACACGACGCACACCGAAAAGGUGAACCCGCGCGUCGCCGACCGCAAGACGUGGUCCAAGUUCGGCCUCAGUGCCAAGGACCCAGCAGGCCCAGCCCCGGAUACCACCUCUGUCGGCGAGAACAUCAUCUUCCGCCCCAGCACGAACUGGCGGAAGGACGAGAAGGAGGCGGGCGAGGACCCCGGCGCCCAGGCCCUCAAGGACAAGCUCAAGGACAAGCAGGUCAAGUGCCGUAUCUGCAACGGCGAGCAUUUCACCGCCCGCUGUCCCUACAAGGACACCAUGGCGCCUGUCGGUGCCGACGGCGCCGACGUCGCUGCCGGUCUGCCGGACGAUCCUGCCCCUGCGGCGGCGGCCGGUGGUGCUGGCGCCAAGAAGGGCAGCUACGUCCCGCCGGCGCUCAGAGCGGGUGCGGCUGGCGGCUCGGCUGCAGGCGACAGGAUGGGAGGAGGCAGCAAGUUUGGCGAGCGGGACGACCUCGCCACGCUGCGUGUCACCAACGUUUCGGAGAUGGCAGAGGAGCAGGAGCUGCGCGACAUGUUUGAGCGCUUCGGACGCGUCACGCGUGUCUUCCUCGCCAAGGACAGGGAGACGGGACUGGCCAAGGGCUUCGCCUUUAUCAGCUUCGCGGACCGGGGCGACGCCGUCAAGGCCGCGGCCAAGAUGGACGGUUUCGGUUUCAAGCACUUGAUUCUGAGAGUCGAGUUCGCCAAGAAGGCAGCCUAA